Nannochloropsis gaditana CCMP526 is the source of this 957-nucleotide messenger RNA. RefSeq lists its product as uncharacterized. The record is from RefSeq and is a predicted model, not a curated record. The transcript is spliced from 2 exons. The annotation marks the transcript as partial.
CCCGAGAAGUUCCCCGAGGCGGCACUCUGCUCUGUCGCGCUGUCCGACCAAGUCGACUGCCUGCUGGCGGCCGUCCGCGCCCCACACGCUGCUGGUGUCCGGAAAGUGGCGUGCGUGGCGCCCAAAUUGUACACUGAGAAAACCGUCCCCGAGUUGAUGGCUUCUUGGUACGGCAAUGAGACUGCCGCCACGAUUGACAUGUCCUACUACGCGGUGCCCGGCCACGAUGGCCGCAAAUGGAGGCAUGGCUCGGAGACCACCCGUUACUGCGUAGUGAAGCGCAGCAAAGAGCCCGGAAAAGGGAAGUGGAGCCUGCCGGGGGGCAGCGUGGAGCUCGGGGAGGAGACCCUUCUGGCCGCCGCGCGCGAGGCCAGAGAGGAGACCAGUCUUUCCAAGGAGGACCUCCGCUUUUAUCCGCACGCGGUAUGCACCACCGACGCCAUCUACAGGCGGGAGGACGGGGCCCGGGGGUUCCUCUUCCAUUACGUGAUCACGCACCAGGCAGCUUGGAUCACCACCGGCGCCAUGGACCGGGCGCGCGCAGGGGACGAUGCGGCGGAGCUGACGUUCAAGACGUUGGAGGAGCUCAAGGCUAUGUCCUUGGAAGGACUGCUGGUGGGGAAUGUCUGCGACGUGGUGAUGCGGGUGGAGCGCCUCGUGGCGAAAGGUGUCAUCAACAUCGAGUUCGACCUGGUCAGACUGGAGGCUUGACCCCAAGGUCACGAGCCUAGCGACACCCUUGCGUCCUCCCCGCCUUUGCAAGCCACGGACUUUGUUCGGCCUCCCAGCCCCCUUGGCGGACGAGAGAAGAGUCGAGAGAAAUUCGGGACCGGGAGUGUGUGGAGUUGCAGGUUGGAGGAGUUUGGCGUCAGCGGAUGAGGCCCGAUGUUGUCGAGGAGGGAAGGAGAUGCAAUAGGAGAUGAGAGGAAUGAAUAUUUCGUAAACUCUGGAGCAAAA